This is a messenger RNA of Pungitius pungitius (ninespine stickleback), 3260 nucleotides long. It is a transcript of the gene fam199x, whose product is annotated as family with sequence similarity 199, X-linked. Lineage: Eukaryota; Metazoa; Chordata; Actinopteri; Perciformes; Gasterosteidae. The record is from RefSeq and is a predicted model, not a curated record. The coding region runs from base 124 to 1293 and encodes 389 amino acids. The transcript is spliced from 8 exons.
CCGCGCUCGCUCCCGGGAGUCUCGCGGUGACAACUCACUUAGGUCAUCGCUCGAAGAGAAAGGAUUUGCAAAUGGAGGAGGCAGAAAUAAUCAUUCUUUGAACGACAUAAGGUACUUCUAGCCAUGUCUGAGUCCCUGUAUGAGAAGUUCUUGGCCCCAGAGGAGCCCUUCCCUCUCCUCUCCCAAAGAGCCAACCUCAGUGACGUGGGAACCCUGGAUGUCAGCGACUUUGGUUGUCAACUCUCAUCUUGUCACCGAACAGAUCCGCUGCACCGCUUCAACAGCAACAGGUGGAACCUGACUUCCCGUGGGACCAGCGUUGCCAGCUCGGAAUGCAGCGAGGAGCUCUUCUCCUCUGUGUCUGUGGGGGACCAGGAGGACUGCUACUCCCUCCUAGAUGACCAGGAACUCACUUCUCUGGACCUGUUUCCAGAGGGCAGCGUUUGCAGCGACGUCUCCUCCUCCAUCAGCACCUACUGGGAUUGGUCCGACAGCGAGUUUGAGUGGCAGUUACCAGGAAGUGACAUUGCCAGCGGCAGCGAUGUCCUCUCUGACAUCAUCCCGAGCGUGCCGAGCUCGCCCUGUCGGUUUUCCAAGAGGAAGCCCAAACCCCAUCCUCACCGCAACCUGGAUGAGUUACCAUGGAGCGCCAUGACCAACGACGAGCAGGUGGAGUACAUCGAGUACCUGAGCCGGAAGGUCAGCACAGAGAUGGGCCUGAGAGAGCAGCUGGACAUCAUCAAGAUCAUUGACCCCUGUGCCCAGAUCUCCCCCACCGACAGCGAGUUCAUUAUCGAGCUCAACUGUCUCACGGACGACAAGCUCAAGCAGGUGCGUAACUACAUCAGGGAGCACGGCCCCCGGCAGCGGGCCGGCAGCACCAGAGAGGGUUGGAAGAGGAGCAGCCACAGCAGCGCCAGCACCGGCGGCGUCAGCGCGGCCAGCAGCAGCAACGGCAGCAUGGUCAGCUCCGCCAGCUCCUCUGCCGGCUCCACGGCCUCCAACUCCGUGGCCGGCGGUCCGGCCUCAGCCUGCAGCGGAGGCAGCGUGGCCAACAUCAGCAGAGCUCACAGCGACGGCAACCUCUCCAGCGCCGCGGAGCGUAUACGAGAUUCUAAAAAGCGCUCCAAGCAGCGGAAGCUCCAGCAGAAGGCUCUGCGCAAGCGGCAGCUGAAGGAGCAGCGGCAGGCCCGCAAGGAGCACCUGAGCGGGCUCUUCCUGAACGAGGAGGUGCUGGCGCUGCGGGUGACGGAGGAGGACGACCGCGGCGACGACCUGGACAUACUGAUGUGACAUCAGUGAAACUACCAGUGCUCCCUCUACGCCAGACCCCCCCCACCCCCCCACGCUCCUGCCCUCCCUCCCCCCAGAGCACCAGAAACCGUGUUGGAUCACGGCAAAGCCUGCCUACAGCAAUAAUGCUAACAUACUGCUCAUGCUUUGAUUAAAUGUUGACCUGUCCAGCCUGCUUAAGGCCAGUUCUAAUGCUGCAGCAACUGCGUGUGUGUGUGUGAGAGCAUACACACACACACACACACACACAGAGUUGUUGCAGCAUUACACCCACCCACCCACCCAUACACACUGUACCGUGGUGAGGUAUUUGAGCUUAAUACAGCUAUAGUAGAUGCUGUCCCCACUCAUCCAGCCGUCGCUGGCAGAAGGAGAGGUUCCUGUCUGUGACUUCCAAGGGGAUGGAGCUAUAUGCAUUGUGGCAGCAUGUCACAUCCACCCACUGUCCCCCUGGGGCUCUGGAUGAAACCGCUGCAGAUGGUGAUGUGGCGCGUCGCAAAGUGGCUCGGCAGUAUCAGAAAGCGCUUUUCAAGGUGACAGCAGAUUGACUGUAGAUAAGAGUGUUGUCAUGGCGACAACUAUGAAGAGCUAUUUCUAAAUAGGGGAUGCGUGAAGUUUCCUGCCUGCCCCUUAGCUGACAGAUGUCCGUCUGAGCUGUGUCCGUCUUUCUACCCCUUGAAUUUCGCGGUCCCCUUGCCCCCCCCCCCCCCCCCCCCGAAGGCCUAGAAGGAGCACUGAAUCUGUAUGCUGACGUUGUCCCGCGUCCCCCCGCAGUUCAUAAACUACCAACUGGCUUCGUUAAUCGCGGACACCUUAUGUAUUGUAAAUACAUGAUAAAUAACAGCUUGCUAUUUCUCUUUCCUUUCUUUGCCUUGGUGAUAAAGGUUUGAUAUCACAUUUUCUUUUUUCCUUGUGUGCGUGUAUAUAUAUUUAUAAAUAUAUCUAUAUUUAUAUAUGGGUAUAGAUAUAUCUAUAGAUUUAUAGAUGUAUAUAUGAUAUGGUAGUGGACUAAUAGGUUAUCGUAGCUCAAAUGCUGCCACUGGUUCCUUUUCUGUACUUGAAAUCUUAUUUUGAAGCGUUUGGCUGUUUAGUCACAAGUACUUAAGUUUGUUCGUCUCGGACAUCAUUUAUUCCUCUUUUUUUGUUUCCCCCGUAUCUUUCCCCCGAGACGGACUAAACGACUGGUUUACUCCCGCGACGGUAUCCUGUCGAACGACUCGACCACUGCGGUACCUUGGAAGCACUCGAUGGUCUUUCUAAGCCGUUCUCACUGAUCCCGUCGCGUCUGCCUGCCUGCCAUGUGGCCUGUUAAGUUUUUUUGCCGCUGAACUUGGGGCUGGUUUCUUAAGUGCGUGUGCCCCGACGUUGAGCCGUGCUGAUGGGGACAACGGCACCCCCCCCCCCCCCCACACACACACACACAUCCUCUUUUCUCCCCAGCUUUGUGUGGAGUCGUUGCUGCCAUGCUGUGGUCAUAAUUUGCUGUGAGUAAGAGUAGAUUUCUUCAUUUUUCUGUUUCUCACACCUUCGUGCUGCUCCCCAGUUGUCACAAACACGAUGAAUCACAGCAGAUGUUAUUUACUUUAUGUGUACUGGGCUCAUGGCUCUUUGUCUGUCUCAUGUAUAAAGUUACUCAUCGCAGCGAUAACGCAAAAUGACGCUUUAUGUAUUCUGUAGUUAUGAAUUAAUAAAAUUCUAUUUUGGAAAAUAAGAUACUUUUGAAAAAAAAAACUAAGCGUGAUGCAACAAAGGUGUUUGUAUAUAAAGUAUAAUGUAACGGCUGAUAAUUUACCUGAAUUAAAUGUGGUUUAAAAGAAGUUUGAGUUCAAACAGAACUUUUGGGCAGACUGGUUGAGUCCAACAGAUCUGAACCAUCAGCUACAACACCUUCUACAUGUAUUGGUUCCUUGCAGACCGUCCCAUUGACUGUAAACACGACAAAUAAACUAACGCUGCAUCCUAAUGUC